This is a messenger RNA of Aphis gossypii (cotton aphid), 2829 nucleotides long. RefSeq lists its product as uncharacterized. Gene Ontology annotation, molecular function: protein dimerization activity; RNA polymerase II cis-regulatory region sequence-specific DNA binding; DNA-binding transcription factor activity, RNA polymerase II-specific. The coding region runs from base 795 to 1970 and encodes 391 amino acids. Gene Ontology annotation, cellular component: nucleus. Lineage: Eukaryota; Metazoa; Arthropoda; Insecta; Hemiptera; Aphididae. The transcript has 6 exons. The record is from RefSeq and is a predicted model, not a curated record. Gene Ontology annotation, biological process: regulation of transcription by RNA polymerase II; anterior/posterior pattern specification; regulation of circadian rhythm.
GAAGCAGCUUUGAACGCGCGUCGCGACACGCAAGGCGGCGCGCUACCGUACCGGUCCCGACGCCGCCGACUGAUGAACGACGACUCGCCGUUAAUCUGUGUACGAGCCAACGUCGUGCGUAUUGUGCGUUAGCGCCUCGUUCCGUGCAGUCGUUCGAAAACCGUUUAGCCGCGUUUACGUGACAUAUUGUUUUUUUUAUCGUUUUUUUUUUUUGUAUUUUAUUUAUUAUUCUCUGAUAUAAUAUUAUUAUUGUUAUUGUUAUUGUUGUUGUUGUUGUUGUUGUCGUCGUCGUCGUCGUCGUUGUCUGUCUUUCGGCGGUGUACCUCUACUGCCGCCGCCGAGUUUCGCUACGGCGUCUCAGAGUCUACAACUGAAACCAAUAAUAACAAUAAUAUUACCAUUGUCCGAGUGCGGUCAUAAAACACGACUGUUAUAAUAAUUAUUAAAUUGUUGCUAUUGUUAUUACGCGCAGUGGAAAUACGUGUGCUAUUUUAUUUCCUACUGUCGUCGUUACGCCAACUGCGUCGUGCGCCAUACCGGAAAUUUUACGCGGGUUUUCGAUCUGCCCGCCAAAUUUAUAAAUAAUUGGUGUUUGUUUUUAAGUAUUAUAUUCUCGUUUUUGAUGUGAAUUUGUUUUUUAUCGUUUCUCGUAACGCAACAACAGUGCAUUGUUUCACCUGCCGAAUAAUAUUACAAUAUAUUAUUAGUUUGUCGUCUCUACCGCGGUCCUGGCGGUGUUCACUGCGAGUGUCUUGGAUUACGCAAAAGAUAACUAAACCAAUCAUUUGGUGCCGAUGGUGUCGGACAUGAUAAUAACGCACCACGAUAACGCCAUGAAGGACAGACUGUCCGGAAAAUCACAUGCUGCCGUUACGAUGCAAAUGGCGCCGCACAUGAACGCUGAACAAUGUAAUAACCUCGAAGGAGAAAUGCAGCAGCUCACUGAGAGAACUGGACAGCACCGAAAUCAGGCGAAGAAUAUUAGCAAAGAGGACCCAAUGUCACAUCGUAUAAUAGAAAAACGGCGACGCGAUCGAAUGAAUAAUUGCCUAGCUGAUCUAUCACGGCUCAUACCAGCUGAAUACAUGAAAAAAGGUCGAGGCCGAGUUGAAAAAACCGAAAUAAUUGAAAUGGCUAUCAAACACAUGAAGUAUCUCCAAUCUAACGUUUCCUCAACGGUCGGGAAUCAGCCACCACCACGUAGUACAAAGGAACCCAAAGAACCAGUUGAAAUUGAAAAAUCCGAAAAUUCUACCCCUGUAGAACCCGAAAACUCCAUUUUAAUGGCAGACCAGUACAAAAUGGGGUUUUUAGAAUGCCUAACCGAGACCAUGCAGUAUCUCGUCGAGGGACACGGGUAUCCUCCCAACCAUGGAUUAUGUUUGUCGCUCAUCAACCACUUGCAACAACAUUGUGCUCAAAUCGUCAAAGGGAAACAAGUGAUCCACGACGUGAUGAAACAAGAGAUUAUACUAGAAGUGAACAAAUUCAAUGCAAACGUGUUAACAUAUCUAGACGGGGACGGAGCUUACGAUGAGAGUGGUCAACAAAAAAAUUCUUCGAAAAACUCAAAAUCUCAUACGUCAGUCAAUGCGUCAUAUGAUCAGACCCUAGCGGACAGGUGCAGCAUGUCGUUCACAACGGACUCGUAUUCAUCUAGCGGGUCCAUGUAUAAGUUUAAGACCGACAUCAAACAGCGGUUCAGCGCCGAGAACAGUGGUGAGGAUCUGGCCGAUUAUUAUGCACCAGCGAAGAAACGUCGCCGAAAAGAAUCUUCCGACUGCACCGAGGACAGGCAAGAAGUGCCGAUAUUCGCACUGCACGCAAACGGGUCGUAUUAUAUUCCACUAACCGUCAACAGGGACAUCAUACCACCCGUCUUGGACCACGCGUUGACCGAAAACCGUUCGUCGGUCAUCGUUCAUCCGAUAUCGAUUUCGGUCAACUUCCAAGCGACCAAUCAGUUUUGAAGAAUGUCGUUGUCCUGACUGGCGAUCGGAUCACGACACCGACGCGGUGCGGGUGCGGGGUUAUUGGUUUUACCAAUACUACAAAAAUCGACGUAUUGGAACAACAUUAUAUAAUAUGUCCUCAGCCAUAAUAUAUGUUUCGCGAUUUUUAUGUUCUCAGUGCAACUUAUUAUACACGUGCGUGGAUUUGUUUUGUUAAGGAAAUACAUUUUGAACUGUUGAACUCGCCUAAAAAUUUCGUAUUGCCGCACUUGAAUAGGAAAUCGAACAAAAAAAAUUAUAAUUUUAUAUUAUACAUGGCUCAUUUUUUAUGGUUCUCAAAAGUUUAAAGUUUCAAAUCGAAAAACUAUCAAAAACUACGAGCUAAUGAGUAUAAUAUAAUAUUGUAAUUUGAAUUCGGUUAACGCUACGUGUAUUAUUAUAUAAUAUAAUAUAAAUAAAUAAUUAAUUAUUUUUAUUGAUGUUAACGCUCAGAAUAAUGAAUGUUUCAACAAGUGGAAAUUUUUCAAGAACCCCUAGAUCCCUGUUCUCUCCUAUUGCGGGCAAUUAUACUUACCCUGACGUACCAUCGCUUGGCUUGGGAAUAAAACUCCGGACCGCCAUCUUAACUUUAAUUAAUAUAUUGUCGGUGUCGUGGUACCUUUUUUAAUGUAUAUGUAACUUUGUAUGUUACUUUUUAAGUAUAUAAAAAUAAUGAUUAUGUUAUUACCAUUAAUGAUUUAAGCAUUUCCUAUUUUCCUAUACAGUUAUUGUAAAUUUUCUUUGUAAAAAUUAAGUUUGAUUUUUUCAUGAAAUAUUAUUAUAUUGUGUAUGUAUUGAAAAUUUUAAACCAAUAAAUUUAAUAUAAAUUGUUUAAUAA